CGCACCCUUAACAUCCCAUAACAACAACAAACGACCACUUCCCAAAAUUCCCUUUUCACUUUUCUAUCUAUUCUCCAAAUCCAAAUGGCAGAUGAAAAAAUCACUCUAUUGAGUACAUGGCUAAGCCCUUUUGGGAUUAGGGUUAGAAUAGCCUUGGCUCAGAAAGGGGUAGAGUACGUGUACAAGGAAGAGAAUUUGGGCAAUAAGAGCUCAUUGCUCCUCCAGAUGAACCCUGUCAAGAAGCAAAUCCCUGUUUUGAUACACAAUGGGAAACCGGUUUGCGAGUCACUGGUUAUAGUUCAGUACAUUGAUGAGGUGUGGAAUCAGGAAUCUCCUCUGUUGCCUUCUGAUCCUUACCAGAGAGCACAGGCCAAGUUUUGGGCUGAUUUUGUGGACAAGAAGCUAUAUAGCCUUGGGAUGCAACUAUCGUCAUCCACAGGUGAAGCUGCAAAGAAGGAGCUUCUGGAGAGCUUUAAGCUGCUGGAAGGAGAGCUUGGACAAAAGCCCUUCUUUGGUGGUGAAACUCUAGGGUUUGUGGAUGUGGCCCUGAUCCCAUUCUACUCUUGGUUUUCUGCAUUUGAGCACUGUGGCAACUUCCUCAUGGUGGAAGAGUGCCCUAGACUUCUUGCUUGGGCCCACAAGUGCUUGGAAAAAGAGAGUGUGUCCAAGACUCUCCCUGAUCCGAACAAGGCCUUUGAUUUCCUCAUGGUUUACCUAAAGAAACAAAAGGCUAAUUGAGUAACGAGUGACAUUUCGAAGAGGGUUUGUUUGGUAAUUAUCAGUCUCCAUGUUGGAUGGGGAUAAUAAUGGGUUUUUCUUGGAAGAAUUAACGAGUGGUAUCGCUUCUUUGUAUGAGGCCCAAUUUGUUUUUUUCCUUGGUUUUGUUUGCCUAGGGAGAAUGGGCUUCUGUUUUCUUUUGUUUUUUGGUUUCGCAAAACAAAAUGUAUCUUUUCAGUGUUCAUCACAUUAAAAAUAAAGAAGAGUGGCAGAUUUAGCA
Rhododendron vialii is the source of this 997-nucleotide messenger RNA. RefSeq names its product probable glutathione S-transferase. The transcript has 2 exons. Lineage: Eukaryota; Viridiplantae; Streptophyta; Magnoliopsida; Ericales; Ericaceae. Gene Ontology annotation, cellular component: cytoplasm. Gene Ontology annotation, biological process: glutathione metabolic process. The record is from RefSeq and is a predicted model, not a curated record. The coding region runs from base 85 to 738 and encodes 217 amino acids. Gene Ontology annotation, molecular function: glutathione transferase activity.